Carassius auratus (goldfish) is the source of this 836-nucleotide messenger RNA. It is a transcript of the gene syce3, whose product is annotated as synaptonemal complex central element protein 3. The record is from RefSeq and is a predicted model, not a curated record. Lineage: Eukaryota; Metazoa; Chordata; Actinopteri; Cypriniformes; Cyprinidae. The transcript is spliced from 3 exons. The coding region runs from base 213 to 488 and encodes 91 amino acids. Gene Ontology annotation, biological process: reciprocal meiotic recombination; synaptonemal complex assembly; spermatogenesis.
GAACCGAUUUGUGUAAAUAAAACGGAUGUCAAUUAAAAGAAAGCUAGAUUUAUAGGCGAUUCGACAAGGUGUAUGGUAUUUGAAUGUGCACGCGCGAAAGCCGUUAAAUCUACGUGUCGCGCGCAUAAUUUGCUCAAGUAACGGUCAGCAGCAGACGCAAUAAAAUACGAAACAUAAAAAAAAAAUUGUCUGCAGUUCGAUACAUUACCAAGAUGUCUGACGAUAAUUCGAGUGUGCAAUUAUGUGAGGACAUCAGUCGUAAGAGUUUACAACUGAACCAACAUUUGGAGAAGAUGACUGAACAAAUGGAGAAUGUUUCAGUAAAGUUGUCUUGGAUGGCAUAUGAUAUGGUUGUGCUUCGAACCAGUCCAGAUCUUGCCGAAUCCUUCAAGAGGCUGGAGAAUGAGUUCCUCAAGUGCAAAGCUGUCAUCUGUGGUCCCACAGAUGGACAAGACCAAAAAUGUCAGCCUGCUACUGAAAGAACAUAAUAUCCCCAAAAAAUAAAGUCAGAGUUUCAAUAUAGAACAGAGGGAUCUAAAAGGAUGAUAUUAAUGUUAUUAUAACUGCUGCAGUUAGAUCUGCCAGAGUUGUUUGAUGCCACUGUAUAUUUGUGAUUUAGCAUGGUUUUAUUCCCUCAUACAAAUUAAUAAAAAAAAAUCAACCAACCAAACAUGCUGAUUGUGAAUCUGAUUGGCCCAAUAACAUUAAAAUGCAAAAAUGGGGCUUCUGAAUGUUCUGCUGUUCAAUUUUUAUUUUUUCUUAUUGUGUGUGCCAUUCGUUUAAGACUAGAGACCAUAUUAAUGAUAAUACAUAAUUAUCCUUUACAUCUGUGUGUC